AUGAGCGAGGCCCGUCAGAUUCAGAGUAUGAUCGACUUCAUCGAGCGUGAGGCGCAGGAGCGGGCAGAGGAGCUCGACUGCGCCGCUCAGGAGGAGUAUGAUGUUGAAAAGAUGCGCCUCGUUGAAGCCGAAAAGGUGAAGGUGCGUGGCAACACGGAGCAGAAGAAAAAACAGGUGGAUAUCGACCGCAGAGUGGCAAGGGCAAACUUCUCAAAGGCCCAGCGGCUCCGAGUCAUGGAGGAGAGGUCAAAAAUCAUGGACCAACUGAAGGAAAACACGAAGCGGAGAAUUCUGGCGUUCGUUAAUGACGCUAGCAGCUACCGCAAACUUCUUGUCGAUCUUAUCCACCAGUCACUUCUCUCGGUGCAAACAGACGUCGUCAUUCGUACGCGAAGGGAAGAUGAGGCCACGGUUCAAAGUAUGACCACGGAGUUAGAGCAUUGGUACGCGGAGAAGGUGGGGACCAAAAUAACGAUCAAACUAAGCAAAGAAUACCUCAACAGUGAAGAUGCAUGGGGUGGCGUGAUUGUCGAAUCUCAGAAUGGCCGCAUCACCUGUAAUAUGACGCUUUCGUGCAGAAUGAAGAACUGCUUCGAAGACCAACUUCCUGCGAUUCGUUACUACCUUUUUAAUCCUGAUGCACCUGUUUAA
Trypanosoma grayi is the source of this 651-nucleotide messenger RNA. Its product is annotated as putative ATP synthase. The record is from RefSeq and is a predicted model, not a curated record. Gene Ontology annotation, molecular function: proton-transporting ATPase activity, rotational mechanism. The transcript has a single exon. Gene Ontology annotation, cellular component: proton-transporting two-sector ATPase complex, catalytic domain. NCBI's taxonomy places the organism in Eukaryota, Euglenozoa, Kinetoplastea, Trypanosomatida, Trypanosomatidae. Bases 1 to 651 code for a protein of 216 amino acids. Gene Ontology annotation, biological process: proton transmembrane transport.